UGAGAUCGAGAUGUGUUGUGUGUGGUAUAUGACAUACAAAAUUUUAAAUUUUGGAACGAAAAAUACUUUGAUUUGUAAUUCAAAAAUAUAUUUUUAAAUGAGAAAGUUAAUUGCAAAUAUUAGUACUUUGGACUUUUAAUUAAUAAUAUACACGUUUUGUAUGAAAAUUUUUGAAUGAUAAUAAGAAAUAUUUUUUGUUAUGGAUCUUCCUGAAAAUGUUCGCACGGAUCUAAUAAAGCUGUUACCAGCUUCAGUUAUAAAUGAUGUAGUUUGUUUUUGUUUGUAUGAUAAACAUCCACGAGACUCAAGAAAAAUAGACGUGUUAGUUUGUACUAAAAAGGGUGAAGUGUUGGAAUUUUACGACAGACGUUUAAUUUCAUCAAUUUUAUUAGACGAUGCACCGAACGUGAAAGAAAUAACCAUACUUCGUAAUGAAAAAUGCGUUCCAUUCUACAUGCUUUCAGCUGAAAAUGAAAUAUUUAUACUAUCAGCGAAUGAUACAUUAAAUAUUCAUCGUAGAGUAAGAAAUGUUGAGAGUUGCGAAUUAAUUGAUAAAGAAUGUAGUGGUCAGCCUUGUCUUAAAAUUAUUUGUAAGGAUGAUGCUGUUCCAGUUUUGUUUGAUAAUAACUUUAAUAUCAGCCAGCCACUUUUGGCAUCACAAAAUAAAUAUUCUACAGAAUCUGUGCCUCUUAUAACACAGUUACAGAGAAAACUCACAGAAGCUAAGUACAAUGUAAAUAAAAAUGAAGGUAUUUUGAAAGAGUAUGUAAAAUUUAAACAAGCUGCUGCUUUUGCAUUGUAUGAGACAGCAAGACCAAAUGCUGAUGAUUCUCUUUUUAGCUUAGGAACUGUAACUAUAGCAAAAGCUUUGAAGAUAAAAACUAAGUCUCCUAUACUCAAAGUAUGCAACAAGAAAGUUGUUAUUAUUGCAAAUGUUUGGAAUGAGGAUAAUGUACCUAUAGAAAAUUUACACUUUCUUCUUCAUGAUACAACAAAACACGCCUUCUGCUAUACCACCAAAAUCUUUAAACCAACCACAUCACCUCCAUUUUGGGAAGAGAGUGGUUUUCAUUCUAUUCAAAAUAAUGAUAAACAUUUUAUAGCAGGAGUGGUUGAUUUAAAAGAAUUAAAAUAUAACAUUAGUAGCAAAAUAGAAUUUGAAGUGGUUUUAUCUUACAAGAAACAGGGCAAAAGCUAUUUAUUGCCCUUAGACAAUGUUGUAGUAUCUGCGUUAAACACUAUGGGCAAAGAUUGUGAUGUGAUUUUGGAUGAUGAAGAUGAUGCUAACAAAAUAUUAGCAGUUCUGGCAUCUUCAGACAAGACCGAUUUAAUUUUGAGACAUAUUAAGGAUGUGAACGAGCAAAAAAUAAAUAUAUACAAUGAACUAUCCAAGCACUUAGAUUUCAAUGAAUUGCAAACAAUGAAAAACAUACUGAUACAUAAGAAAUCACCUUAUCAUCUACUUUAUGGGUUAACAAUAAUAUCGGUGCAUGGAUAUGAACAUGAAAAUAGCAUAAGUAUAGAAGUAUAUUCCAGAUCUCCUGCUCAAGUACUAGGAUUCAUUCAUUUAAUUUACGAUUCUGUUCCAUACAGGAUUAUGGUAACAUUGCCAGAACAUAAAAUUACUGCCAAAAAUGAAGACUUAUCAUAUUAUAACGAUAUUACUUCUGAAACUUUACCACAAAUAGAUUAUACAGGUGAAGCAUCAGCUAUUUUGAAUCAAACCACGUUAAUAAAAGAAUACUUUGAUAGAUGUAUGAUUAAAAUGAAUAACAGCUCUGAUCAAGGUGUUUUAAAUAAAAUCGGUCAAGAAAUAGAUUUUCUUGCAUUGGGACUUCCGGAGUAUGUUAAAUUAAGAAAUCAGUUGUUAAAUGAAGCCGUGAUUGGUAUUAAUACUUCACCUACAAAUAUUGUUAAUAUUGAUUCCCAGGAAAUGGUGAUAGAUUAAUGAAAUACUUUUUUGCAUUUUAUGUCUGUGAUAAUAAGGUGGAUCAGGUAGAAUGUAAGUAUUCAAUAAACAAAACGAAUCUA
Molecule: messenger RNA, 2031 nt
Organism: Zerene cesonia (dogface butterfly)
Lineage: Eukaryota; Metazoa; Arthropoda; Insecta; Lepidoptera; Pieridae
Exons: 5
Coding region: 200-1948 (582 amino acids)
Source: RefSeq, a predicted model, not a curated record